Pecten maximus is the source of this 3046-nucleotide messenger RNA. Its product is annotated as charged multivesicular body protein 7-like. The coding region runs from base 128 to 1648 and encodes 506 amino acids. Gene Ontology annotation, biological process: late endosome to vacuole transport via multivesicular body sorting pathway; vesicle budding from membrane. The transcript has 10 exons. Lineage: Eukaryota; Metazoa; Mollusca; Bivalvia; Pectinida; Pectinidae. The record is from RefSeq and is a predicted model, not a curated record. Gene Ontology annotation, cellular component: cytoplasmic side of plasma membrane; multivesicular body; ESCRT III complex.
ACACAAGGUUCAAUUCUUGAUUUUCGUGGAAAGUUAAACCUGCAACUUGCGGGUUACUGUAAUAUGACGAAGACCACAAGAGAUAUAGAUCGAUUUGGUUUCAACAUGUUUUGAUACAUCUUCAAUAAUGGCUGAAAAGCGGACACGCUUUCCAGAAACAUGGAAGGACGAUACAAGGAUGACAGUUUUGUUUGCACCUUUUAGAGACAAAUCAUUGAACCCUAGCUCAUGGGAUCAGAAAAUGACAUUUUGGUCAAACCUGAUCACAUCCGAUUGUAUCGAUAGUGGUGACAUUGUCAUUGAUGUAAAAACAUUGCCAAGUAGGUUUGAGAGGAAUGGGAAGACACCUGCAUGUCUUAGUUCAGUGAUUAGUGAAAUGGAAAGAACUGGCAAGCUGAAACAAAUAACAGAUACAGAAAUGUUGCCAUCAAAUAAAGGUGCUUCCUCCAGUAAAGGAUGGAUGUCCUGGGGAGUGGAUACAUUUAUAAAGGCUCCAAUCUCCUUAGGAUGGAAUCUUAUGACUAAGCCAACAAUAUCCAGUACAAAACUAGUUGUUGUGGACGCUCUGAAGACAAAAUGUGAUGAGGUGUGCAAACUGCAGUGUGCCUGUAUGGAUUGUGAUUUAACAGACUCUGUGAUAGACUAUUCUGACCUGUGGGUCAGGAGUAAACAGUUGUGUAAGACUGAGAGUGAGUUCUACCUAGUGUUAAAGGAGCUGGCCAAGGAGAAAAGGAUCAUACUUCAUUAUACAGAUACAAAUCUGCUUGUGAAGUUUCCAAAGAGGUCCGAGUCUACAGCAGGGCCUGUGAUGGAGCAGGACAUUCAGAUUUACAGUCUCAAGAAAGCGUCCCAGGUCCUCCUUGAUAGAAUAGAGAAGCUUGGAAAAGAUGUAGACCGGUUGACCGUGGAAGCAAAAAUGUACAAAAGAAAAGACAUGAAACAAUAUGCUUUACGAUCUCUGCGACAGCGUCGACGAACACAGAACAGAAUGAGUAAGCUAUCUGGGUCACUAGACAUGAUCGACGAUGUCCUCGGCCGAAUACAGCAUGCAGCAUCAGAUGAAAUGGUUUUAAAAGCACUUCAGGCAGGUUCUGGAGCACUGAAAACCUUAACAGACAAAACAGGACUGGAUGAGGUUCAUCGAACGAUGGACAACUUGGCAGAGAUACUGGACCAACAAAAUGAAAUUGAGGCGGAGAUGAAUAUGUCCAGGAUUGGAGACGUCAGCUCAGAUGAUCUUGAGAGGGAACUGGAAAGUCUGAUUGGAGAACAAGUGUCUUCACCACAGGGUACCACUGUGGUGCCACCAGAGGGAGCCUCCCUCUCACCAACAGGGGGCGCCACACUAUCAUCACCCUUGAAUACAGGUGUUUCAGCCCCAAAGGCGCCAGUCCCACUAGAAAAUGACAUGGUAGAAAUAGCAGAUCUUCUCGCAGAUCUUGACUUUGGUUCACCAUCUCGCCCAGAUCCACUCAAACAGACUGGUUCUCCAUCUGAAAAUAUGACAACAAUAUCCAAAUACUCCAGUGAAAUAUGUGACAUUGACUUUCCCGAAGUGCCAAGUUUUUCCCCGGGAACACCUGAAAAAUCUAAAGACAGACAGAAAACAUGGACAAAAUUGCCACAAAAGGAGGCAGCACAUUCAUAAUCUACAUCGAUCUUUAUGUGUCUGUAAACAACUCUUUAUCAUAGAUAGAACUUGUAUCAACAGAGCAUAAUAUUAAUUUGUCAUCAGGGCCUGUUCGUUUAUGCGGACAAACCAGUUUGUCAGUUUUUAAAUGUAAUAUUUCAAAUAUAUUUCUUGACGGACCUGCAAAUGUUAAUACAGGCCUUGGAAGUCUUUGUCAAGGCUCAUUUUUAAUUGCAAUAUUUCAGGCAUUUAGCUUGACGGACAUGCAGAUGUUAAAGCAGGCAUUGUAAGUCUUUGUCAAGGCUCGUCUGAAAACAACAAAAAUAUCACCAUGUCUGUCCUUAUUUCAUAAACGAACAACUCUGGUCCAACUGGUACAACAUUUUGGACCGUAUUAAAUGAAAGCGGCCUUGUUGUUUUUCACCAAAUUGAGCCAUAUGAUUUGCGCGAGAUGAUUCUCACAUUGAUCAUGUGAAUAAAACUAAACUAUUAUCAUGUCACAUCGAGAUACUUUUGCCGAUACAAAUUGAUUAAUAUUUUAUAAUGUUAACCAUUGCAUUGAUUAUGAAUUAUAAUUUGGUUGUCUGUCGGUGCUUUCUCUCAAAAUAUAGAAAGUCAACCUUUCUGCAAAGGUGCAAUAUGAUCAUUUAUGUCAAAACUUUUCAAGGUCACUGGAUCAAUGAUCAAGGUCAAUUUUGGAAUCUGUAAAUGGAUAAUGAAACUAGCAUCUAUAAUCCGAGGGUCAGAAAUAAAGCCUAUAAAUCACAACCCAGUGUCCAAAUUAAAUCAUGUCGAGUUAGAUUGAAGAUUAAUCAGUGUUCACAUGUGAUGUAAGCGUAUAUUUGUUUGUUUGUUUGUUUGUUUGCUGGGUUUAUCGUCCUGUGAACAGCCUGGGUCAUUUUUGCGUGGUCGCCUUGUAGCAAGUUGGUGACCACUUCACUGAACAACAUACAAGAGGCCCCUCACAUGCCAUUCAGAGCACAUGGGGUUAAGUGUCUUGUCCAAGGGCACAACCUCAACAGCACAGCUUCUCAAGAAGCUUAAACCGACACAGGUAGGGAGCAUCUAACGUCACACAUUUGAUCUUGAUCCCGAGGUUAGGUGACUAGCGCUCUAACCGACUAAACUAGUGUGACGCCAUAUCUCAAAGAGGAAAUAUUGGAAAACACAGGUUGGAAAGAUAAAUCAUGUUGUUGAUCACAAGUUAAUUACAUUCAACUUGUAUACUGUGAAUUAUUAUUGUAAUUUUAACCAACUAUGUUUCAUCUACACUAAAAGAUUUAAUAUAUUUUUGUAUUUAUUGCAUGAAAUGUUUUAGAAGAUGAAAAUGUUGUCAUAUGAUUCUUUUUUGAUUGAUAUGUUUACGAUCAUGAACUUGCAAAAAUAAAAUGAAAUAUUUUCAACCAAUAAAUUAAA